This is a messenger RNA of Haliotis rubra (blacklip abalone), 1992 nucleotides long. RefSeq names its product aladin-like. Bases 114 to 1655 code for a protein of 513 amino acids. Gene Ontology annotation, molecular function: protein binding. The transcript has 15 exons. Gene Ontology annotation, biological process: nucleocytoplasmic transport. Gene Ontology annotation, cellular component: nuclear pore. The record is from RefSeq and is a predicted model, not a curated record. Lineage: Eukaryota; Metazoa; Mollusca; Gastropoda; Lepetellida; Haliotidae.
AUGAUAUUAUAGAUGACGGAAGCGCGAGAUUUCAAGCACCUGCACGAAUUUAGGGUUCCCAACGAAAGUGCUUGAUCAACAGCUGAUGAUUCUGUCUGUCAAAGCUGGGAACAAUGAGCAGUAUCUUUGAGCGUUUCCCUGACCCUCCUGGCCGAGGUCACAUGACUGUCGCUGAGAAACAUGGAGAGUUUGUUUCGGUGCCAGUCACUGAUUCCACAGGGAAUAUUGGAAUGCUCCCAGCCUACCCAGUAAUAACAGUUGCCAAAGAACUAUCCAGGAACCUUACACAAAGAGAAAGUGCCAAGUCAGCAUUUUUGCCUCAUGAUGAGACUGUAUGGAAAAGAGCAAUGCAUUCCUGGUAUGAACAUGGGAUGACGGGAACAUUUGAGGAAGUAGUCAACAGCAAAGAUGAAGUGCCACCAUGGAUUGCAUCCGUCGCCAUGACAACCUUAGCAUUUCUGCGAUGGGCAAACUCUCUGAAUGGUUCUCUUUUUCCUCAUCUGUCAUUAUCCAAUGAAGACCUUGUAUCCAGCUAUACAUCUGUCGCUGACUGGCAAUGCAGUCCUGUGCGAGCGUUUGCCUGGCACCCCCACACCAUCAAAGUGGCGUACUCCCUGCAGGACGACUCCAUCAGAGUGCACACCGGCAGCAACAACCUCAUGCCCAUCCUCAAGCACAAACUACAGAAGAAUGUAGCAGACUUAGCGUGGCAGCCCAAUUCAGCAUCAGUGUUGGCAGUGGCCUGUCAGUCUUGCAUCCUCAUCUGGCAUGUGGAACCAACCUCCUUAGCUACCAGACCAUCAGCUAGCUCAGUUCAGGUGCUGCAACAUUCAGGCCACACCCCAGUUACCAGCCUUGCCUGGCACCCAGAUGGCAGCAUUCUCCUGUCCGGUGCCCCGACAGACACCGGCAUCAUGGCGUGGAAUGUUCCCAUGGAGAUAUGUGUGACGCUGCGUCGUGGGGGAGGGGGAGGUGUGUCGGCUUUGAGAUGGUCCCCCGAUGGAACCAAGGUGUUGGCUGUGACCCCGUCACCAUUGUUCAGAGUGUGGGAAACAAAGAAUUGGAGCUGUGAAACCUGGUCUCGCCUGUCAUCGCGUUGUGUGGCAUCAUGCUGGAGUUCUGACGGAAGUAUUCUUCUCUUCGCCAUGGAAAAUGAUCCAAUCAUCUACUCAAUCAAAUUCAGUGCGGGACAGUCACAUGAUGGAAGUCACAUCAGUGUCUCAAACAAGGCCCUGGCUGUGACGGACGUGUCCGAGGUAGACAUGCAGACAGCCACUGGGGAUGUGGUGAAGAUCGGUGGCUCAGUGCAUGCAAUGGAGUGGGAUUCAACUGGUGAACGUCUCGCCAUAUUGUUUAGAGGGCAUGACAACAAAGCGUGUUCUUAUGUUGCUGUAUUUAAAACAGUUACACAUCCGGUCAUGGAGAUCCUACCAUGUGGUCUGGUGAGGGGACAAGACGGUGAAAUUGCUCACUGCAUCAGCUUCAAGCCCAACUUCGACCAAGGGGCUUUACUAACUGUUGUUUGGUCAAGUGGCAGGGUGGGUUAUGUCCCUUUGUUGUACACGCGCACAGAGGACGCAGUUCCUUACCAAGCAGAACCUCUAGUGCCCCUUAAUGGGCAGGCAGGAAAGUCUCUACACACAAGUUUCCGAUGAAGAAAACAGUCCUUGGAAUACAAUUAUACAUCACAAUCAAACAAGAAGGCCAUUUGUGAACAUGUGCCUGUGAUCUGUUAUAAGAUGGCACUACCUUGUUAAUGUCUGACUGUAGAAGCGUCUUGCGAAGGAUCAUGCUAUUUAUUAUGACUGGAAGUCUAACUCCAUAUUAGCAAGAAGACAGCUGGCUCAGAGACACAUCUGUUUGAGUUUCUGGCAUACAGGGAGUAUGGGCUUCAAUCACCGAUUUUCUCAGAUUGUCAUUUAUCUGUCACAACCAACAUGUUGGUAUAUAAGUCUAAGACUGAUCGUACCAAUAAAUAUAAUGCAUAAAGGC